GGUUAAACCUCUACAGGAAGUUUAUCCCGUGCGUGUAUAAAGACGCUUCCUGUGCUCCUCUUAAAAAGAAACAUAUUUUGAAACAUUCAUGGCUUGACGUUACAUAAAGAUACACGAAGCCAAAUAAACAGCAGCCCAAGAUGAACUACGUACCGGGGACGGCGAGCCUCAUUGACGACAUCGACAAGAAACACCUGGUGCUGCUCCGAGAUGGCAGAACACUGAUCGGUUACCUCAGAAGCAUUGAUCAGUUCGCCAAUUUAGUUUUUCAUCAGACAGUUGAGCGCAUCCACGUGGGGAAAAAAUUUGGAGACAUCCCCAGAGGAAUAUUCAUUGUGAGAGGAGAGAAUGUGGUGCUGCUUGGAGAGAUAGAUGUGGACAAGCCCUGCGACACGCUCCUGCAGCAGGUCUCCAUCGAAGAGAUCCUGGAGGAGCAACGGUUGCAGCAGCAAGCCAAACAGGAGACGGAGAAAGUCAAAAUGCAGGUCCUGAAAGACCGAGGCCUUUCCAUCCCCAAAGCCGACAACCUGGACGAAUACUAACGCGGCCUUGAUCUCCGGGGAGCCUCGUUCUCAGUUUGCGUCAGAACUGAGACAUUUUUACGUUGAGUUUGAGAGAGCAUGGGAGCGUUUUCUGUUGUUGUAUGGGUACAAGGCUGCAUCCUGCUGGGCCUGUAUACUAUAGCGUACUGUAUGAAUUUAAUUUGAAUUAACUGGAGAGAGAGAGAGAGAGAGAGAGAGAAAACAUGUGAUAGCUGCUCUCACUUUUUGCAGAUCAUGACAGAAAAAUGGAAAUAAUUCAUGUGUUUUUGAUCACUCUGUUCACAACUUAGCAAUUAUUUUACAGCAGCACUUUGUAUUUUGUCACUGAUAUGCUGUGUCUUUUUAUUUGGAGAUAUGUGGGCCUGCUAUUGACAAAACAAAAAACUUGCUAUGCUCCAUUAAAGAGUUUAGUUUUUCAUGA
This is a messenger RNA of Dicentrarchus labrax (European seabass), 963 nucleotides long. It is a transcript of the gene lsm1, whose product is annotated as LSM1, U6 small nuclear RNA associated. NCBI's taxonomy places the organism in Eukaryota, Metazoa, Chordata, Actinopteri, Moronidae. The coding region runs from base 141 to 542 and encodes 133 amino acids. The transcript is spliced from 4 exons. Gene Ontology annotation, cellular component: P-body; Lsm1-7-Pat1 complex. The record is from RefSeq and is a predicted model, not a curated record. Gene Ontology annotation, biological process: deadenylation-dependent decapping of nuclear-transcribed mRNA. Gene Ontology annotation, molecular function: RNA cap binding.